Messenger RNA from Sinocyclocheilus anshuiensis, 1787 nucleotides. RefSeq names its product aurora kinase A and ninein interacting protein (gene aunip). Bases 61 to 1158 code for a protein of 365 amino acids. The transcript is spliced from 2 exons. NCBI's taxonomy places the organism in Eukaryota, Metazoa, Chordata, Actinopteri, Cypriniformes, Cyprinidae. Gene Ontology annotation, biological process: spindle organization. Gene Ontology annotation, cellular component: centrosome; spindle pole. The record is from RefSeq and is a predicted model, not a curated record.
CAGCUGACCCGUCCAAUAUCCAAAUUCCUGAACCCACUUGCGAGAUCAGGGGGAUACAGUAUGGCAGUCGCACUCAGCUUCACUCAGACCAAACUCAACAUGCCUGUAACUAGACAAAGCACUAUAUCAACCUUCUUUUCACCCAAAUCCAGAGACCCUAACCCAAGUGCGGCUUAUUCUGGGUUGUCCAGUUCCAUGCACACAGAGGCACACGCCAGGGCCAAACGGAAACAUGAUGUGACUUUGGAGCCAUUUACAGAGUCAACCAGUCAAAUAUCUGAGGAGCACUGUGAUGAAGAUUUUGAAAGAUUGUCAGCCAAGGACCAAAAAGAACAGUCUUUUCUCCAUUUAAUAUGUGGAACUGAGCCAGAGGAAGAAGAACCGUCUGAAAAAAGGAGACAUGUUGUCCAUUAUACAGAAAAUGUGUUAGAGACACAAGAAUAUUGGAAUAAAGAAGCUUCAAAUGAAUAUCCAAAUCAGACAAUUCCUGAAACUGAGACUUUCUUUCAUGAGGAGUCCCCGGAGCACUAUGAUCUGAUGGUCUGGAAGCCCUCUGAAGAUGCACAUAAGCAUUUCCUGAAGUCUCCAGGUCCUAAACACACGGACAAACAUGAUUUAAGAGAUCAGAAGGCCUCAGUUAAGGGGUCUAUCUUAACUUCUAGGCCUGCCAAUGAAAACCACAAAAGAUGGAGUGCUUCUGUGAAUACUAAUAAAAAUCAGGAGCAGUCUUGGCACAAAAAUAAGGCAUCACCCAUGAAACGGAUGGGGAAAGAGAAUAGCUGGCCUGCAUCACCUAUUAAAAAUGCUCCAACAUCGCCUUUUAAACACCAUCUCAUUUCCAGUCCAGCUAAGUGCAGGUUAAAGGAGAAAUACACUUUUCCCCCCAAAAAAUCAGGUAAGGAACUUGUAAACACAGAGACGGUUGGAGAAACUUUUGCUACGCUGUUUACUCAGGACUCAGAGGGCUUCUGUGUGAUUGCUCAUCGUGACCAGCACUUAAGGAGCCCACUAAGAGACCAGAGCAAUUUAUCUGUGGGCAAAGAUUACGGGAAUAGUCCAUCUGCCACUUCUUUAGGAAAAGAGGAGGAGGAAUCAGAUCUAGAGCCAGAGAUGCUUUUCACCCAAGACUCUGAGGGAAACAUGGUCAUCAAGCAUUAGCCAGAAACCGAUGCGAAAUACCACAAGAACGCAGAAUUUUAAGUGUUUUUUUUAAUUGAUUUUCUUUCUUAAAAUUUUGAAGCGCUUGAUUUUGUUAAAGUUGUAAUUAAAAUAUUUGAAAAUUUAAAUGAACAUUCAAUUCAAAAAUAAACAUUUGUACAAGUACAAAUAAACCCCAAAAAUGAUUUGUUGUGUAAUAUUUGAUAAAGAUUCACUGCUUGCCAGCAGAUGGCACCAUGAAGCUUUUACUGUCAAUGUUUGGUGUAUUCCUUAAGCUGUGCUUGUAGAAUCUGUAUAUUUUAAAGUAGGACAUGACGUGUCACAUUAAACAAGUUGAGUACAUUUGAGUUUAAAAGCUCUAUCAUUUGAAAUUAAUUUACGUUUUGUAUUGCUUUAAAUUACCAUCAUGGAGCAAGGUGAAUACUUCACAUUCUGUUCUCAUUUGCCAAGUUGAUGAUCCACCAUUGCUGCUCUGUUUAAAUUUGCUGUCAGGGACAGUUUCAUUAAAGAGCCAUGUGCUGACAAAUUCACUCAUUUUUCAUGCAUUUAUAAUAAAUGCCAUGGACUCCCAAAUGUAAUGAUCUCCUUAAGGGACCCCUUCCUAAAAUAUAAAGGCAGUUUCAUGUAUA